GUUAUUAAGAUACAUAAAGUUAUACAAAUUUUGUCCAAUUAAAGAGGUUAUGCGAAAAUAGUGCUGGAAAAAAUAGGGAAACGUGUGGACCACUUUAAUAAUAUGUUCCGUCUUCAUUCAUAGCUGCAGGAAAGUUAACUGUUUACUUUAUUGACACGAUAGCGUCGCGCGUCUCUGUGUAUUUUUCCUUCUCUAUUAUCGUCACGCGAAUUGACCCCUGCAGCCUUCUUAUCGUCGUUGCUAUUCUGGCCAUACGUUGUAUUCGUUUUCGCCGUUUCCUCCAAUACGGGACCAAAAAUUCUCAUCGCGUAGCGGUCAUUACGUCGUUGUCAUUCGCCCUGGUCGGUCAACGAAAGUGUAAAUACUCGCGGUUCGCGAUCGAUACCCGACAAACGACACCGUGGUUGCCUUCAUAAUGAGUCGUGCAAGCGUUAACGUGUUGGUCACAACGCCAAGCAGAACUGGCUGGAAAGUUCGAUUCGACGAGUCGAACAUCUUCUGUAAGGGAUCCAUUCAUCGGUCGAUGCUCGAUUUUGGUUUGAAUCUCGGGACGAGAAUGGCCAAGCACAAUCGUAGCGAGCAGUACCUGGAUAGCUGCAACGAGGGCGGUGGCAUGCAAACAGAUAAGCGUGAAUUAGGUCAGAGAAUAUUUGUCAACCGUAGUCUACAUUUAGAAAACAUCAAGUUCUAUGGCUUCGAUAUGGAUUACACGUUGGCAGAGUACAAGUCGCCGCAGUACGAGCAACUGGGUUUCACGUUGCUGAAAGAUCGCCUCGUGUCGUUGGGAUAUCCGCAAGAAAUUACAGCGUUCGAGUACGAUCCAAGCUUUCCAGUGCGAGGGUUAUGGUUCGACACUCUUUACGGAAAUCUCUUGAAGGUGGAUGCUUACGGAAACAUUCUAGUUUGUGUUCACGGUUUCGAGUUUUUAAAACAUUCACAAGUAUACGAGCUUUACCCAAACAAAUUUUUACAAUUGGACGAAUCCAGGGUUUACGUGCUCAACACGCUGUUCAAUCUUCCCGAAACGUAUUUGCUAGCAUGCCUGAUAGACUUUUUUACCAAUUCGCCGCAAUACUCGCGAGAGAAGACAGGCGUGAAAGAAGGAGAGCUCACGAUGAGCUUCAAGAGUAUAUUCCAGGACGUUCGAAGCGCAGUGGACUGGAUACAUCUACACGGUGACCUUAAAACUAAAACUAUCGAGAAUUUGGACGAGUACGUGAAAAAAGACGAAAGGCUACCGAUGUUCCUUACCAGGAUCCGGGAAAGCGGGGCGAGAGUGUUCCUUUUAACGAAUAGCGAUUACGUUUUUACCGAUAAAAUAAUGACUUAUCUCUUUGAUUUUCCACACGGAGCAAGGCCCGACGAACCUCACAGAAAUUGGAAAACAUAUUUUGAUACUAUCGUAGUAGACGCCAGGAAGCCGUUGUUUUUCGGAGAAGGUACAAUUUUGCGACAAGUAGAUACGAGGACCGGUGCUUUGAAGCUAGGAACACACAAGGGCCCGCUUCAUACAGGUGAAGUUUACUCAGGUGGUUCGUGCGACGUGUUCACCGAGCUUAUAGGCGCAAAGGGCAAAGACGUUUUGUACGUUGGAGAUCAUAUUUUUGGUGAUAUUUUAAAGAGUAAAAAAAUUAGAGGGUGGAGAACGUUUUUGAUAGUGCCUGAACUCGUUCAAGAACUUCAUGUUUGGACGGACAAGUGUCAAUUAUUCGCUGAAUUACAGAACCUAGAUGUUAUGCUAGGAGAAAUGUAUAAAAAUUUAGAUAGCAGCACAAAAGAAAAACCUGACAUUUCAAAGCUCCGAGCAUCCAUAAGGGACGUCACGCACAAAAUGGAUCUGUCUUACGGAAUGAUGGGUUCUCUGUUUCGUAGCGGAAGUAGGCAAACCUUUUUCAGCAGUCAAGUGGUGAGGUAUGCUGAUCUUUACGCGGCAACCUUCUUGAACCUCAUUUAUUAUCCGUUCUCGUACAUGUUUCGAGCUCCUGCCAUGUUGAUGCCCCAUGAAAGUACAGUGGCUCACGAACAGAGAUUUGUAAUGGAAACACCAAUGAUUAGUCGAUCCCGAACUUUUAAGUUUAACGACGAAGAAGAAGAACCAACCAAGCCUUCGAAGACGUUAUACGUGGAUUCUGCAAACAAUCAAAUACCACAUGCAAGGCCUGAAACUCCGCGCAAUGUAACGCAUACACACGACGAAGAUUGUAGUGACGAAGACAGUGACUCUCAAAAGCACGGGAAUCACGUAAGAACGUGUUCAAGAAGUGGUAACUGUAAAUGAAUUAUUUUUCAUGCUACUUCUUUCCGUUACGUUUCGUUCCUACAUUCUUUCAAUGAUUUAGCGAUAUUACUGGAAGGUUUGAUACGACCCCGCUAUGUGAAAGAAGUACUUCGAGAUCUUGAUCGGAUGUAUGGAAUGAUUUCUUCAGACUAAGUUUCAUUUUUGCAUUCUUUCAAUCAUUUAUUAAUAGCGUAAAAUUUGAUAUGGUUUUGCCACUCUGUAAUUAUAUUCUCAAAUCUUGAUUAGAUUUAUUUAACUAUUUAUAAUUAAUAACGUCAUUGGUUAAUUAGUCCAAUGUAUGUGUACAUAAAAGUAUGUACAAUUGUUUUUAACUAUCAUUUUAGAUGCAAUAUAUUACUCGGGUAUAAUUCAAGAAAAAAAAUUGUUUAAUUUUCACGUUCUAUUUCCAUUACGAUAUUUUCAAUAGAACAAAUAUUCCAAAAUGAACGCAAUAUAUUUACGGGUUAAUAUAUAUAUAAACUGAAUUUAUCGUCAUAUAAUAUGACUUAAAAAGUUGCAAGUUAUGAAUUACUGUAAACAGCAAUGUAUGUUAAUAUGCAUGUUAAUGUAUAUCUCUUGUUGACUUGGCUCUAUAUUUAUUUAAAUUCAAAUAAAACUGUACGAGAUUGCAAAAUAUUUCCAGUCAAGGAAUUUAGGAAUUCUUCUAUAUCUUCAUAAAUGAUUAUUUUAUUAGUUACUCACAUCUAUUGAUAAUAUUAUAUACUAGAGUACUAUAAUGUUAUUAAUAUAUUUUAAUUAAUAAUGAAAACGAAUCAAAUACAGGAUAUAGUUGUUAAUUCUUUCGUAUCGGUAAUAACUUUUUAACUAAGGGACAAGAGAAGCAAUAUUUUAUUGCUCACUAGUAAUAAAAUAACGUUUUUUAGUUAUGUCUUAUUUUCAAAUAUACAUCCAUUUUCGCACAAAAAUUUGGGAUUUUCAUAGAGAUAUUAAAUUUUUGCAUUACAAAAGUAUCUACAUACUCUAGACUUUCUCAUGUAUGUACAAUACAUUUUAUAUGUUUAGUUUCAUGCAAUAUAUCCAUAACCAUAAACUUGUUAUAUGUUAUAUGAGAAUAGUAAGUGUUAUAAAUAUUGAAAAUAGAAUAAGAUUGAGUAUUAGGCUAGUCUUUUUACAUAAAAUUUAGUUAAAUGACGCGAUAAGAGUAGAAUUAAAUUGAAAAAAAAAAUGAAAAAAAAAACAGUCGAAUUGUUAUCGAAUCUUUGUUACAUAAAUUGCAUUAAGAAUGCAUAAAACAUGUGUUCUUAUCCAACUAUACUCUUAAUUUUUAUUAUAUAGGUAAUAAUACACGAUCUUGUUACUGUUCCAAGUUUUACAUUGAGAACGUGAUGAUUACAAACAAAAGUAUAAGCAAAACAUUGCUGAAGUAGCUAAUAAAAUCGAAAGUCUUUCUCGUAAUGCUUUCUCAGAUUGUAGUGCUGAAGUCGAGAAUGACAAUUUAUCAAAUCAUUGUCAUACAGCAUCAGUUGAGAAUAAAAUUGAAAUAUAAAUAAUAUUUUAUUAUUAAUUUCCAGAAUCAAUUUUAUAAAUUAAAUAGUUCAUAGUGAACAUUCAGGCAGCAAUGAUUUAUACAUUAUAAUACUCGUUAGAUUUUGAAGUAAUAAAACUCAUGGAAAUGUAUUAUAAAAUAAUACAUUAACCAUUAAAUUGAUCACAUUUCACAGAUAGGCAAACUAGAAGUUGAUUUUAUUUUUUGAACUGUAUAUAUAUUAUGAAGGUUGUUGAACAUUCUUGACUGUAAUAAAAUAAGUAAAUAGUUGUAUUUAUUUAUUAUACAAAAUACAUCUACAUAUGUAUGUAUACUACAUAUACAUUGGCUGGUGCUAGGUUUUCUCAUACUGUGAAGAUUUAAUUUUUUUGCAAACACAAUUAUAAACGAACGAGAGUUAUUUUAUUUAUAAAAGUUUUAUUACCAUGCGAUAUAAUGGUAGAAUGUGAAUCAUGUAUCAAUCAAAAUAAAAAUACGAUUAUAACUGUUA
Molecule: messenger RNA, 4275 nt
Organism: Hylaeus volcanicus
Lineage: Eukaryota; Metazoa; Arthropoda; Insecta; Hymenoptera; Colletidae
Gene: Nt5b
Product: cytosolic purine 5'-nucleotidase
Exons: 10
Coding region: 416-2278 (620 amino acids)
Molecular function (GO): 5'-nucleotidase activity
Source: RefSeq, a predicted model, not a curated record